UUGGGUAAGGAAUCUUAGGAACAGAACCAGGACAGAGAGGUCGGCCGGAGGUUCCUGCAGAGGAAGCGGGUCCUGGGAGCCAGCAGGGUCGCCACACAUGACCACUGGCAGGAGAAGGGACUGACCCACUUGUUCCCAUCAGCUGCUGAAGGUGACUCCUCACCAAAGCAGGUGCCUGUGUUUGUCAGACAAAGACUGCCAGACCUGCCACCCCUUUAGCUCCAAAGUCCAGAGGUGCAGAGAGGCAGGACAAGAGACAUGGACAAAUCUCCAGAGAUGUGGUGCAUUGUCCUGUUUUCUGUUUUAGCAUGGGUUUAUGCCAAGCCUACCAUGUAUGGGGAGAUCCUAUCCCCUAACUAUCCCCAGGCAUACUCCAAUGAGAUAGAGAAAUCUUGGGACAUAGAAGUUCCAGAAGGGUUCGGGAUUCACCUCUACUUUACCCAUUUGGACAUAGAGCUGUCAGAGAAGUGCACGUAUGACUCAGUGCAGAUACUGUCAGGAGACACUGAGGAAGGGAGACUCUGUGGACAGAGGACCCCCAAGAGUCCCAACUCCCCAAUUGUGGAAGAGUUCCAAGUCCCAUACAAUAAGCUUCAGGUGAUCUUUAAGUCAGACUUCUCCAACGAAGAGCGUUUUACCGGCUUUGCUGCGUAUUAUGUUGCCGUAGAUGUAAAUGAGUGCACAGAUUUUGCAGAUGUCCCUUGCAGCCACUUCUGCAAUAACUUCAUUGGUGGUUAUUUCUGCUCCUGUCCCCCAGAGUACUUCCUCUAUGAUGAUAUGAGGAAUUGCGGAGUCAAUUGCAGUGGGGAUGUAUUCACUGCACUGAUUGGGGAGAUUGCAAGUCCCAAUUACCCCAACUCAUACCCAGAGAACUCAAGGUGUGAAUACCAGAUUCUGUUGGAGAAGGGUUUCCAAGUGGUGGUGACUCUGCGGAGAGAAGACUUUGAUGUGGAGCCAGCCGACUCGAAGGGGAACUGCCAUGACAGUUUAGUUUUUGUCACAAAAAAUCAGCAAUUUGGUCCUUACUGUGGUAAUGGAUUCCCUGGGCCACUAACUAUUGAAACCAAGAGUAAUGCUCUUGAUAUCAUCUUUCAAACUGACCUAACAGGGGAAAACAAAGGCUGGAAGCUUCGUUACCAUGGAGACCCUAUUCCUUGUCCUAAAGAAGUCACUGCCAAUUCUGUUUGGGAGCCUGAAAAGGCCAAAUAUGUGUUCAAAGAUGUGGUGAAGAUAACCUGUGUGGAUGGUUUCGAAGUUGUAGAGGGAAGAGUUGGCUCAACAUUUUUCUAUUCUACCUGUCAAAGCAAUGGAAAAUGGAGUAAUUCCAAGCUGAAAUGUCAACCUGUGGACUGUGGUGCUCCUGAGUCCAUUCUUCAUGGUAAAGUUGAAGGUCCAGAAGAUACUUUAUUUGGUUCUGUCAUUCACUACAGUUGUGAGGAGCCGUAUUACUACAUGGAACAUGAAGGAGGUGGAAAGUAUCACUGUGCUGUUAACGGGAGCUGGAUGAAUGAGGUUCUGGGCACAGAGCUGCCGAAGUGUCUUCCAGUCUGCGGAGUCCCCAGUAAGCCCUUUACAAUACAACAGAGGAUAUUUGGAGGUUACCCUGCAGAGAUUGAAAAUUUCCCCUGGCAAGUCUUCUUUAAGAACCCAUGGGCUGGUGGGGCUCUCAUUGAUGAGCAUUGGGUGCUGACAGCUGCCCAUGUCGUGGAAGGAAUCUCUGAUCCCACUAUGUAUGUUGGGUCCACUUCUGUGAAAACCUCAGAUCUGAGAAAUGUCCAGAUGCUCACCAGUGAACGUGUGAUUAUUCAUCCGGGUUGGAAACCAACGGACGACCCAAACACACGAAGGAAUUUUGACAAUGACAUUGCACUGGUGCAGCUGAAAGACCCAGUGAAAAUGGGACCAACUAUCUCCCCCAUUUGUCUGCCAGGUGCCUCCUCAGAAUACAACCCCACAGCGGGAGUCCUGGGACUCAUCUCAGGCUGGGGCCGAACAGAGACAAGAGAUCGUGUUAUCAGACUCAGAGGGGCAAAGUUGCCCAUAACUACUUUAGAUAUGUGCCAAGAGGUGAAAGUAGAGAAAUCCAGAGUGCAGUCAGAUGCCUAUGUUUUCACUGACAACAUGAUCUGUGCUGGAGAAAUGGGUGUUGACACCUGUCAGGGGGACAGCGGGGGGGCUUUUGCUAUCCAGGACCCCAAUGAAAAGGACCCCAAAUUUUAUGUAGCCGGCCUGGUGUCCUGGGGGAAACAGUGUGGGACUUAUGGGAUCUACACAAAGGUAAAGAACUACAUUGACUGGAUAAGGAAAACCAUGCAAGAAAACCCCGUCUCCAGUAAGGUCUAAUCCAGGCAUACACCACCCACCUCUCCAAGGACAGGACCAAUCCAUUGUCUUCAACUCUUCAAGAUAUUCCCAUUAUUUCACCAUGAUUGAGAAAACACUUGGGAAUAUGAUUAACAUAGGACUUCACCGUCAAGAUACCUGGCUGGAGGUAGAGUUUGAUCAUAGAAUUGUAUUGGCUAUUCAGUUGUGAAUACUUGUCAGAGGGAACAACUUGGAAGAGGCACUCUCUUAUCUUCACUAUUCUACAGGAAUACCUUAAUAUUUUUGUUUCCCCUUUACUGUUUGAAAUUCCAUUUGCUUGAUCAUUCAUUAUCUACUUACAAUAAAGCAUCUUUAUAGACCAA
Messenger RNA from Castor canadensis (American beaver), 2687 nucleotides. It is a transcript of the gene C1s, whose product is annotated as complement C1s. Gene Ontology annotation, molecular function: calcium ion binding; serine-type endopeptidase activity. Gene Ontology annotation, cellular component: extracellular region. Gene Ontology annotation, biological process: complement activation; proteolysis. The record is from RefSeq and is a predicted model, not a curated record. Lineage: Eukaryota; Metazoa; Chordata; Mammalia; Rodentia; Castoridae.